Molecule: messenger RNA, 2195 nt
Organism: Lepus europaeus (European hare)
Lineage: Eukaryota; Metazoa; Chordata; Mammalia; Lagomorpha; Leporidae
Gene: LMOD2
Product: leiomodin 2
Exons: 3
Coding region: 1-1725 (574 amino acids)
Biological process (GO): pointed-end actin filament capping; muscle contraction; myofibril assembly
Cellular component (GO): striated muscle thin filament; myofibril
Molecular function (GO): tropomyosin binding
Source: RefSeq, a predicted model, not a curated record
AUGUCUACCUUUGGCUACAGAAGAGGACUUAGUAAAUAUGAAUCCAUAGACGAGGAUGAACUCCUGGCUUCCCUGACAGCUGAGGAGCUGAAGGAGCUGGAGAGGGAGCUGGACGACAUUGAACCUGAUCGCAACCUUCCUGUGGGGCUAAGGCAGAAGAGUCUGACGGAGAAAACUCCCACAGGGACGUUCAGCAGAGAGGCUCUGAUGGCCUAUUGGGAAAAGGAGUCUCAGAAACUCUUGGAGAAGGAAAGGCUGGGGGAGUGUGGAAAGGUUGCAGAAGAAGACAAAGAGGAGAGUGAGGAGGAGCUUAUCUUCACUGAGAGCAACAGUGAAGUUUCUGAAGAGGUGUACACGGAAGAGGAAGAGGAGCAGGAGGAGUCCCAGGAGGAAGAAGACAGUGAGGAAGAGGACAGUGAGGAAGAAGAAGAGGCCAUCGAAACUGCAAAAGGUAUCAAUGGAACUGUCAAUUGUGAUGGUGUCUGUGCUGACAAUGCUAAGCCAAAGAUAUUUAAAAGUCAAAUAGAAAACAUCAACCUGACCAAUGGCAACAGUGGAAGGAGGGCAGAGUCACCAGCUGCCACACACCCGAGUGGACGGAGGACAGAGUCGCCGGCUGCCACACACCCGAGUGGACGGAGGACAGAGUCGCCGGCUGCCAUACACCCUAGUGGGAAUCCUACAGUCAUCGAAGAUGCUUUGGAAAAGAUUAAAAACAACGACCCCGACACCGUCGAAGUGAACUUGAACAAUAUAGAGAACAUCACAACGGAAACCCUCACCCGCUUUGCUGACGCCCUCAAGGACAACACGGUGGUGAAAACAUUCAGUCUGGCCAACACGCACGCGGACGACAGCGCAGCAAUAGCCAUUGCGGAAAUGCUCAAAGUCAAUGAGCACAUCACCAACGUUAACGUCGAGUCCAACUUCAUCACGGGAAAGGGCAUCCUGGCUAUCAUGAGAGCUCUGCAGCACAACACGGUGCUCACGGAGCUGCGCUUCCACAAUCAGAGGCACAUCAUGGGCAGCCAGGUGGAGAUGGAGAUCGUCAAGCUGCUGAAAGAGAACACGACGCUGCUGCGGCUGGGGUACCACUUCGAGCUCCCAGGACCAAGAAUGAGCAUGACGAGCAUUCUGACAAGAAACAUGGAUAAGCAGAGGCAAAAGCGGAUGCAAGAGCAGAAGCAGCAAGAAGGGUCUGAUGGAGGAGCCAAUCUUAGGACCAAAGUCUGGCAAAGAGGAACGCCUGGCUCCUCCCCGUAUGCCUCUCCCAGACACUCGCCCUGGUCAUCCCCAAAACUCCCCAAGAAAGUCCAGACAGGGAGGGGCCGGCCUCCAUCUCCUGUGGCCACACCCCCUCCUCCUCCUCCACCCCCUCCCCCACAGAGGCUGCCACCUCCUCCUCCACCCCCUCCCCCUCCUCCUCCUCCUGAGAAAAAGCUCAUCACUAGAAACAUUGCAGAGGUCAUCAAACAGCAAGAGAGUGCCCAAAGGGCAUUACAAAAUGGACAGAAAAAGAAAAAAGGGAAGAAGGUCAAGAAACAGCCAAACAAUAUCCUAAAGGAAAUAAAGAAUUCUCUGAGGUCCGUGCAAGAGAAGAAAAUGGAAGACAGUUCCCGACCUUCUACCCCACAGAGAUCAGCUCAUGAGAAUCUCAUGGAAGCAAUUAGAGGAAGCAGCAUAAGACAGCUAAGGCGGGUGGAAGUUCCAGAAGCUCUACGAUAAACACAGGAUCUGUGGAAGAGGAUGCAGAACUGUUUUUGGUGGCAUCAAAUAAAACGCAUUGUGAGAUGUUUCUAAGAUAGCUUCUUCAAUUUGAAGUGUUCCUCGACUUUACAAAGAAUUUUAAGAAACAAUCAGCAUGUUUCUUCUGUAAAUAUGAAAAUAAACUUUUUUUAUUUUACAAGAUUUGUAUUGGCAAGAAGCAGUUAAAGAUGCUCUUCAUAUCUCUGAAUGUGUUGGGAACUCUGAGCUGUAACAAGGUAAUGAAAUGUGCUGUUAUUUUUAUAAUCCCAAUAAAUUUAGAUUGAGGGUUUUUUCCUUUUUUUUAAAGCUAAACUAAUAUUUUCCUGUGCAUUUAUACAUCUGUCAGGAAUGUAUGCAACCUUGCAGAUUAUUAAAAAUAUUACAUUCUCACCCAGAAAGAAUUUGGGUCCUUAGCAUUUGCCUUUCUUUGUGUCUUCAUGUACAAAAAA